AGCCGCUAUCCUUAUCUGGAAAUGAAUGUUGAAACGCAGUGUGAAAAUUUUAUACUAUUAUAAAAUAAAUAAAAGCUACGAUACGUCUCUUAAAAAUGGUACUCCUCACCUCACACUGGGUGUUAGAUGGCAUUCUCAUCUUCUCGACUCUUCUGAUCAGUGCAUACCUGUUUGUAACUAGGAAAUAUAAAUACUGGGAAAAACGAGGUGUCCUGCAAUUUCCAACGACACCAUUCUUUGGAAACUUUAAAGACUGCCUUUUACUCAAACUAUCAGGUUCGGAAUAUCUUAGGCAACUGUACAAUAAAGGAAAGGGGUCACCUUACGUAGGAUUCUAUAUUUUUAACAAACCUUUCUUGCUUGCACGAGAUCCUGAACUUCUGAAGCAUAUCUUCGUGAAGGACUUCAACGUGUUCUGUAAUAGAUAUGUAUCGCCGAAUGUGAAGGACCGGCUUGGAUACGCGAACGUUGCCUUGAUAAAGAAUCCAAGCUGGAAGAUUCUAAGGUCCAAAUUGACGCCAAUUUUUUCUAAUGUAAAACUGAAGAAAAUGUUGGAUUUAAUGCUUGUUAUCGCUGAAGAUCUGGAUCGGUAUCUUGAGAAGGAAACUAUGGGUAAGUAUUCAUGCAGUGUAAGUACAUCGGCAAAUAUAUUUCUCUUCGACCCG
Messenger RNA from Nomia melanderi (Alkali bee), 665 nucleotides. The record is from RefSeq and is a predicted model, not a curated record. NCBI's taxonomy places the organism in Eukaryota, Metazoa, Arthropoda, Insecta, Hymenoptera, Halictidae.